Alternaria postmessia is the source of this 789-nucleotide messenger RNA. RefSeq lists its product as uncharacterized. The transcript has a single exon. The record is from RefSeq and is a predicted model, not a curated record. The coding region runs from base 1 to 789 and encodes 262 amino acids. Lineage: Eukaryota; Fungi; Ascomycota; Dothideomycetes; Pleosporales; Pleosporaceae.
AUGGGUGGAUGCAAAACUCUUGCUCCCCACAUAUUGGGAGGAUAUAGCGACUCGGAGGAGACAGUAGACACACAAGUACCAGAAGAACCAACAGAGCACACCCACGCUCCCGGAGUGAUGCCAGAAUGGUGGAAUUCUACCUCUCCUCUAUCAUCCCCACCAUCCUUACUCUGCUCCCCUACUCCAUCCCCUCCACCCACUGCAGUUCGAACACGCGGCAGCCGAUCACGCACGCCAGCACCAACACGCAACAGCAAGCCCCGGAAGUGUUUAUAUGUACCCAAGAAGAAAGACCACUUUGAACAUCCCCCAGAAGACACAACGUCGUCUUUCUACUGGCCUGAGGAUGCGGAAGGUGACACUGAAGCAGACACUGGAAACGACACUGAAGAAGAUACGGAAGACGCGAAAGAUGAUUCAGAAGGGCUAUCAUCGCCCGCGCCAUCAGCGUCAUCAGAAUUGGCUGAUGAGAAUCCGGAAUCACCCCCUACAUCUCCAAUCGUCAAAACCCCGACACCUAAAAAGGACAAGAAAGGGAAAAAGGACAAGGCAUCGCCGGUAAAGUCCAAGCCAGCACACAAAACCACGGUAGGCGGCAGGGUCAAGAAGAAUAAGACACCGCUAGUAAAGUGCAAGGCAACAUAUAAGACCCCAAGACAACUCAGGCGCGAGAAAGCGAACACUAUAGAGAAAGUGCAGUGCAAUGGUCGGACGAAGAAGAACGCCCAGUGCGGGCACCAGAAAACUGUGCCAAAGGGUGAGACGUGGAACUGCGGUCGCCACAAAUAA